Messenger RNA from Penicillium atrosanguineum, 1125 nucleotides. RefSeq names its product PTH11-like integral membrane protein. Lineage: Eukaryota; Fungi; Ascomycota; Eurotiomycetes; Eurotiales; Aspergillaceae. The record is from RefSeq and is a predicted model, not a curated record. The coding region runs from base 1 to 1125 and encodes 374 amino acids. The transcript is spliced from 5 exons.
AUGGCAAACCUUGUUCACGAGAUGAUUCCCCGGAGCGAAGAUGAUGGAUACGCCCAGGGAAAGCGAGCAAUGGUCGUGACAGCAGUUUUGACGAGCAUUGCCGCUGUUAUCGUCGCCAUGCGAUUGUUUGCACGACUUAAGCUGAUGAAAUCUACUGGGCUCGAAGACUGGUCCAUUCUGAUAUCCCUGGUAUUCUCCAUCAUAUACCUCGCACUUGUGGCUGCCCAAUUCCAUUUCAAAAUGGGUGUUCACUCUGAUCAAAUUCCUCCCCACAUUCUGCAAGAGCAACUGAAGUGUCUAUGGGCCGCAAUUCCCAUGUACAACGCCAGUCUAGCAUUCACUAAAUUCUCCAUUCUCUUCCAAUAUCUCCGCAUCUUCCCUGCUCGCUCUUUCCGGAUUGCCUGUUAUACCGUUAUGGCUAUUGUGGCUACAUACUCGUCUUGGGCUAUUGUUAGCGGCUACGUCAACUGCGUACCCGUAGCCAAGUUCUGGAACCACGACUUGCCGGGAAGCUGUCUCAACUUCGAGGCAGUCUGGUUCUUCAACGCCUCAAUGAACAUUGCAACUGAUGUUACCCUUCUCGCUUUGCCUAUGCCAUUGCUGGUGCAACUCCAACUCCCGCGCGUUCAGAAGAUUGCUCUGAUGGGUGUCUUUGCUAUGGGUAUUCUUGUUGUUAUUACGAGUAUCCUUCGUCUCUCCAGUCUUCAAGUUGUCGCUCAGAGCACGGACACAUCUUAUAGUAACGUCGGAGCUGCAUACUGGACAGCUGCAGAAUGUAACGUCGCCAUCAUCUGCGCCUGUCUCCCCUUCCUCCGACCCAUCAUUAGCCGCAUCUUCCCCAAGCUGCUCUCUACCAACAGCCACAAUCGGUACACCACCUACGGGCGAACCGUACAAACCGCUACGAAAGACGCAACUGCCAGUCGCUCACCUCGCGUUGAGCUGUUCAGCCAAAACAUGGACAAGGACUAUGACAUGUACUCGAUCAAUGUCAAGCCCGGCGACCGCUCAAGUCACAGCUCUCUUGGUGGCAUCGAGGUUACCACUGAGAUGACGGUCUCGCAAGAGACAACCAAGCAUGAUGAUACUGCCAGUGAAAGGCACCUGGUGUCCAGCCCAGUAUGA